CUUAUUCUUGCUCUUCAAACUCGUUUGAUGGUUUCAAACCAUAAUUUCAGUUUUGAUCUAUGCUUCUUCUUCUUCUUUGUUUACUUCAGAUUACAGAAUCUUCACAUUUCCCAUAAAUAAUGUUACUAUAAUUUACUUCAUUUGAAAACAAAAUUAGAAACCCUAGAUUAUUUAUUUAUACUGUAUUGUGUUUUUUUUGGUGAUGGGCUCAAAUCCUGUGGUUUUUUAUAUAAGCUCCGACGAGGAAGAGGUGACGUCGGAUCUGGAAGAGCCUAAAGGGGACGACUACGACUGGUUUUCAGAAGUUCUGAAAGCCGUUAACAAGGGAUUCGACGAUUCAGAUGAGGUGGUGGUGGUCGGGGAAGUUAACCCUAAUAAGAAGUCAAAAUCACGGAACUUAUCGGUCGAGAAGGAUUUUAAUGUAGAAGACGAUGAUUGUAUCGUUUUAGAAGGGGACCCAGAAAAGGUGGUGUCCGAUGUUAAUGAUAACCAUGAAGAUUCUGAUGAGUUGCUCGUUGUUGGUCAAAAAGGGCAGAUCGCAUGCAGAGAUUUCCCCCAUCCACGGCAUGAUUGUGCUAAAUUUCCUUUCAGUUCAAACUCACAUGAACAACAUUGUGAACUGUGCCAUUGCUUUGUUUGCGACAUGCGAGCACCAUGUUUUUAUUGGGGCUCGGGUAUCUCUAAUACCGAUCAUUGUCAUGCCACUGAUAAAGAGGAGAUUUGGAAGACUCUGCGGAAGAAUUUCAGGCUUGGGAGAAAUGUUUCUGCACAUCCUGUCACCUCUCAUUCUACAGUAGUGCCCCAACUUAACCAAGCGCCACGCCAAGACAUUAUUCGAUUGACAACACAAAAUCAUGUUUCUAGACCAACUCCUACUGUCAUUUCUCCUUCUACAGUAGUGCCACCACAAAAUCAUGUUUCUAGACCAACUCCAGUUCAAGCCUCUGGGAGCUGCAUACCACAAAAUCAUGUCUCGAGGCCAUCCACAAUCCGUGCUUGUUCCUCAUCCACCAGACAUGGGAUUCCAUAUAACACAAGUGUGGGUGGUCGACAUGUUCGAAAUAAAAGCAUGGUUCAGUCACGUUCAGUUUCGCAGGAGGUUCUAGGCGUGCGUAAUACUGUAAUUCGAAGGGAUCGGGGCAUUAAGAUUGGGAACUUGAGUUCCCAAUUUGUCUCUUCCAACACAAUGUCCAAAAGACUUGACACGGAAGUUUCCUCAACAGUGUACCACGCCCCAUAUGUUCCAUCUGAAGAUAUUUCUUCUGUUCGUGCAUCAAGGUAUCAACAAAAUCCUGCUUCAGUUACAACAUCAAACGAAGGGAACACAAAUCCUAUUGACUGGCCAAAAAAUUGUUCAAACACAAGUUUAGAAACAUAUACACACCAGAUCUCCUCACGGCCGAGUACGGAUUGUGUUUUUAUGAACUCAGCACCAUCUUUAUCCUCAGGAAACAAUUGGCAUGUUCCUCAGUCAAAUGUACAUGAAGAUAUCAAUCAAGUUCAGAAUCGAAAUCGUCUGGCAACACAUGAUGGUUUCUCAGGUCUUGACAUUAGUUGGGUGGAGGACAUCGGUCAAAGUAAUCAGCAACCUCCUGCUGAUUAUUUACAGCACACCUCAGGGACCACAAUGGGAGAAGAACCAUUCAAAGUAAACGAGGGAGAUAACUCCUAUUACAAUGAGCUCGAGAGCAUCCUUUUGGAUAGCCAUUGUACUCCAGAAGGGUCUCUUAAUGCACCGUCUCCUCUUGGUCAUAUAUCUUUCGAUACUGGUAUGCUUUUCUUUGAUAUUGAAAACGCUUGGGAUCAUCAAACUCGCGCAUAGCGGAUUUGCAUUUGCUUGUGCACACUCUAAAGAAGUAAUCUGUUCCUUACACGACAGCAGCAGACCCUGAAAGAGAAGUGAUCCGUAGGUUGCUGCUUUGCAGAGGGGAACUUGGACCUCAGAACUUAGUUUAAUUAGUUCAUUCAAUCAUAUUGAAUGUAUGAUUCCCAGUAGUUUCAAUUU
This is a messenger RNA of Hibiscus syriacus, 2005 nucleotides long. RefSeq lists its product as uncharacterized. The coding region runs from base 203 to 1822 and encodes 539 amino acids. Lineage: Eukaryota; Viridiplantae; Streptophyta; Magnoliopsida; Malvales; Malvaceae. The transcript is spliced from 4 exons. The record is from RefSeq and is a predicted model, not a curated record.